Amaranthus tricolor (Joseph's coat) is the source of this 3702-nucleotide messenger RNA. RefSeq names its product kinesin-like protein KIN-14C. NCBI's taxonomy places the organism in Eukaryota, Viridiplantae, Streptophyta, Magnoliopsida, Caryophyllales, Amaranthaceae. The transcript is spliced from 22 exons. Gene Ontology annotation, biological process: microtubule-based movement. The coding region runs from base 305 to 3553 and encodes 1082 amino acids. The record is from RefSeq and is a predicted model, not a curated record. Gene Ontology annotation, molecular function: microtubule motor activity; ATP binding; microtubule binding.
AAGUAGUCGCCCGGGGGACAAAAAUAUUCAACGGCCUUCAAUAUCUUAUUCCUACAACAAAGGAAUGCCAUUUACAUCCCUUCCUCUUCCUUUCAUACUUGAUUUCAUCUUCCAUUCUUUUAAUUCCUUUACAUUUUUAUUCUUUCAGCUUCGAUCAUUUCUGGGUUUUUUUUUGAUCGUCGGGUAUUAAUCAUUAGAUUAAAGACAGCAAUGAUCUCCCUGCAUUAGAAAUGAUACGGAAUUCCUUUUCGCCUGGUAUAUACGAACGAGUUUUGGAGUAUAGUGUCUUUGUAAAUACACCAUUAUGAAUACCAGUCCAAGAUAUAAUGUUAGAGGAAGUACUUUCGAAAUGUUGUCGAGUCCUACAUUCGAGGCUGACGUCUCAAAACGUUUGGCUCUGGUUGAGUGGAUAAACGCUUUAGUCCCUCAUUUCUAUUUGUCGGUAGGAGCUUCCGAUGAGGAGAUUAGAGCAUCCUUGCUUGAUGGGUGCAUAUUUAUUCAGAUAUUAUACAAGUUAAAAUACAUUUCUGUCGAUGAAGUUAGUAAGGUUGAUGAUUCUAGUCCCACCGUAGAGUCCAGACGAAGAAAAGUUCAGCGGUUUCUUACCAUCAUGUCUGAGAUCGGUUUGCCAAGUUUUCAGAUGUCAGACCUAGAGAAGGGAUCCAUGAAGCCUGUACUAGAUUGCCUUUUGGCUCUUAAAGAGCGCUCGAUGAUAAAUUUUGGUAGCUCAGUUUCGAAAGCAGCAGAUGAAAGGCGGAAAGCGUUGUCUGAUCCGAAAUACCAGCGAGCUUGUAGUCCCCUUUCACCUGAAUCACCUACUAAGCUACUCCAUAGUGGAAGUAAGUUUCAUGAAGUGUUUCAAAUGAAGCAAGGAUUCUACACUGAUCAACCUGCUACAAAGAUCUCGGAAAUGUUAAGAUCAAAUAGCUUAGAUAAUGCUCCGACUCAGUCGCUUCUUGGUGUUAUAAACGGAAUCCUGGAUGAAAGCAUAGAGAGAAAGAACGCUGAAAUACCUCAACGCAUAGCUUGCCUUUUGAGAAAGGUUGUGCAGGAGAUAGAACGAAGAAUUGCAACUCAAGCUGAUCAUUUGCGCACUCAAAGCAAUCUUUUUAAGGCACGCGAACAAAAAUAUCAGUCAAGACUUAAAGCGCUUGAAACUCUCGCCAAAGGGACUAGUGAUGAGAGUGAGAUCGUUAUGAACCAGCUUCAGAAUAUUAAGUCGGAGAUUUGGAAGAUUGAAGAGAAAAAAAGGUUCGAGCAGGAGGACAAUGCGAAGUUGAAAAAACAGAAGGAUGAAGAUAAUCUUGAGGUUUCAACACUAAAACAAGAGCUUGAAACGGCUAAAAAGAUGCAUGAAAUGCGUUACACGGAGUUGGAUACACAAUCUAAAAUGGUACAAUCGCUUUUAGAAAAGCGGCUAAAGGAACAAGAGAAACUUCUCGAAAAUUCAAAGGAUAAGGCAGAAGGACUUGCCGAGGUCACAACACUGCAACAGGAGCUGGAAAUGGCGAAAAAGAAGCAUGAACUUCGUAGUUUGCAGUUGGAAACUGAAGCUAAAGUGGUAAAAUCUGGCUUGGAAGAAAAGUUAAGGCAGCAAGAGAAGCUUCUUGAAGAUUCCAAGGGUAAGAUCAAAGAACUUGAGUUGAAUUCUAAGACAAUAAACCAGAGCUGGAUCAAGAAAGAGCGCAUCUUUGAAACGUUUUUGAAGAUUCAUCAGUCUGGUUUGGAGGAGCUUAGGCUUUCGUCAGAGGCCAUCAAGCUUGAAAUGUUGAAUACACAGAGGACCUAUCUCGAGGAAUUGAACCAUCUAGGUACAAAGCUCAAAAAAUUGGCAAAAGCUGCUCAAAGCUAUCACGAAGUUCUCAAUGAAAAUCGAAAAUUAUAUAACGAGCUUCAAGAUUUAAAAGGUAAUAUAAGAGUAUAUUGUCGUGUAAGGCCAUUCCGUCCAUGGGAGAAUCAAAAGCAAACAAUUGUACAGAACAUUGGGGAACAUGGAGAAAUUAUUGUUGCAAAUCCCGCCAAACCGAAGGAUGCUCCAAAGUCAUUCAGAUUCAAUAAAGUUUAUGGCUCUAUGGUUACUCAAGCUGAGGUUUUCUCGGAUACUCAACCAUUGAUUCGAACUAUUCUUGAUGGAUAUAAUGUUUGCAUUUUUGCUUAUGGUCAAACAGGUUCUGGGAAAACCUACACAAUGAGUGGACCGGAUAAUGCAUCUAAAGACGAUUGGGGGGUCAAUUAUCGUGCUUUAGAUGAUCUUUUCCAAAUAUCAGAAGAUAGAAAGAGUUUCUUUUCCUACGAUGUAGGUGUUCAGAUGAUCGAAAUAUACAACGAACAAAUCCGGGAUUUACUUUCAAAUGAUGGUUCACAAAAGAAACUUGGGAUUCUAGCCACUCCUCAAGUACAUGGACUUGCUGUACCUGAUGCAAGCAUGGUUUCGGUUCGAUGCACCGAAGAUGUUAUCGAAUUGAUGAACAUUGGACUAUCAAACCGAUCAGUCAGUGCUACUGCAAUGAAUGAAAGAAGUAGUCGCUCACACAGUGUUGUCACCGUUCAUGUUCAGGGAGUGGAUUUAAAAUCCGGAGCAACUUCACACGGUAGUCUGCAUUUGGUGGAUCUUGCUGGUAGUGAGCGAGUCGACAGGUCCGAAGUAGCAGGAGAUAGGUUGAAGGAGGCACAACAUAUCAACAAGUCACUAGCUGCGCUUGGUGAUGUCAUCUUUUCACUCGCUCAAAAGAACCCUCAUGUGCCGUACAGAAAUAGCAAGCUUACGCAAGUUCUUCAGGCCUCUCUAGGUGGUAAAGCAAAGACGCUUAUGUUUGUUCAGGUGAAUCCUGAUGUGGAAUCGUACACAGAAUCCUUAAGCACCCUAAAGUUUGCUGAAAGGGUGUCGGGUGUUGAGCUCGGUGCUGCACGGAGUAGUAAGGAAGGCAAGGAUGUCAAAGAACUAUUGGAUCAGGUGGCAUCUCUCAAAGAUACAAUCGCUAGAAAAGACGAGGAGAUAGAGCGAUUGCAGAACAAUCCAACAACCAAAAGCCCAAGUUUAAGGCGGAACUUAAGCUCCUUGAAAAAUGGACCUUCGUCACCAUCAGGAAAGUCCUCCAUAGAAACUAGUCCUCAACGGAGUCCUACAAUUUCUAAUAUAAGACGCACAGGAAAUCGUUCUAAAUCAGCUUCUGAUCAAGAUACAUUAUCAGAUUCUUCUGACCCUGUAUUCCAUGCCAUAGAAGAUGAUGAAAACGAAGGAUUACGAGUCUCAAGGUCCAUGACCGACUUAAAUGGUCCAAGGGACUCCGACAGUGAUCUCUCUGCAGCAACGGACACUGACACUGACGGAACUUCUGAAGCUAGCUUUUCACAUAAGACAACUAAAUCAUCAGAUGGUGGAGAUAAGAGUAGGACAACAAGGGCUUCUCCGUCUCACCCAUCAAGGUUAUCAACUGGGGCCUCUCGAUUGUCGCAAGUAAGGACCACCCUGAAAGCAGCGUCAGCUUUAAAGAAACCUGUUAGUGGGAGCUCUUCUCCAGUCACACCUGCUAGUGGCCGAAGACGAGUGUAGGUUUAGUUGAACACAAUUAGAUUUUACAUUACGGGGUGUUUGGUUUGAAGAAAAAUAUUUUUUUAUCAAUUCCAUGCGAAACAAGCAUCUGUUGUUGGUUCAGAAAAAAAAUUUCUUUUGAACCCAUUUUUUUCUUAGUCCAAUGGAAU